Messenger RNA from Dipodomys spectabilis (banner-tailed kangaroo rat), 2684 nucleotides. RefSeq names its product UTP25 small subunit processor component (gene Utp25). Lineage: Eukaryota; Metazoa; Chordata; Mammalia; Rodentia; Heteromyidae. The coding region runs from base 74 to 2344 and encodes 756 amino acids. Gene Ontology annotation, molecular function: U3 snoRNA binding; rRNA binding. The record is from RefSeq and is a predicted model, not a curated record. Gene Ontology annotation, biological process: maturation of SSU-rRNA from tricistronic rRNA transcript (SSU-rRNA, 5.8S rRNA, LSU-rRNA). The transcript is spliced from 12 exons. Gene Ontology annotation, cellular component: nucleolus; small-subunit processome.
CGCUGCCGCGAAGUCCACGUGCGUGUGUUGACUUCCCGGUGGCACCGGGUUGUCGGCUCCAGGCGUCUUCGCCAUGGGCAAACGCCGAAGCCGGAGCCAGAACCAGCUGCUCAGUACCCUGACGAAAAAGCAGAAGAAGCAUCUUCGCGAUUUCGGCGAGGAGCAUCCCUUCUACGACCGAGUUUCCAGAAAGGAAGCAAAACCACAGAUUUGUCACCUGCCAGAGAGCUCAGAUACUUCAAAUUCUGAAAGCGAAUCCGACAGUGAACCAGAGCAAGUUUCUGGAUACCACAAACUGCUUGCUACAUUAACAAAUGCUUCUGAGGAAGAUGAGGAAGAUGAUGAAGAGGAGGAGGAAGAAGAGGAAGAAGAAGGUGUUGUAGAUGAGACAGACAUGAAUGAUGAAGAUGAUGGGAGUGAUGUCAGUGUGGAAGAAGAAGCAGAGUCUGCUGAGAUACAGGACAAUGUGGCUGUAUCUGGUAACACCGAAGGAAAAGAUGGAGGAGAGCCACCUGGGACAUCACAGAAAUCCCCAGAGGAGUUCACAGAUGCAAAACACGAGUCGCUGUUCAGCCUGGAAACCAAUUUUCUUGAGGAGCCAAGUGGAGACAGCUGUUCUCUGAAAGCAUCACAAGAUCCAUUUCUGCAACACAUAAACAAAGAACUGAAAGAAAAAGAAGUUGAGGCUGUUACCACAAAUCCCAAAACUACCCACCAGCUAAAAUGGCCCAUCCUGGGCCAGCUUGUCUUUUCAUCCAAGUUUCAGAAGUUGGAAACAUUUAAACCUCCAAAGGAUAUUGACUUACAAUCACUUCAUCUCCAAAAGCCUCUGGAAUCCACCUGGACCAAGACCAAUAGUCAGUUCCUGUCUGGCUCUCCAAAAUCCAAUGGUUCCUUCACCCCACUCCAGAAAGAGCUCUUCUUAAUUAUGAAUUCCUACCGGGACCUGUUCUACCCAGAGAGGACGGCUCUGAAGAACGGGGAAGAGAUCCGUCACGUGUACUGCUUGCAUGCAAUCAAUCAUGUCCUCAAAGCCAAUGCCCAGGUGCUAGGCAACAACAGCAGACGCCGAAGCCAGAAACUUGGGGUGGGUGAUGAUGAUGACUUCAGAGACCAAGGCCUAACAAGGCCCAAGGUGCUGAUUGUGGUGCCUUUCCGGGAAGCUGCCUUGCGGGUGGUGCAGCUGUUCAUCAGCCUCCUUGAGGGCGACAGCAAGAAGAAAAUAAUCGUAAGCAAUAAGAAAAGGUUUCAGGGAGAAUACGGAUCCGAUCCUGAGGAGAGACCACCCAACCUGAAGAGACCUGAGGACUAUGAAGCUGUGUUUGUGGGCAAUAUCGAUGACCACUUCAGGAUUGGUGUGGCAAUUCUUCAGAGAAGCAUCCGACUCUAUGCCCCUUUUUACUCCUCUGACAUCCUCAUUGCUUCCCCUCUUGGCUUAAGGACCAUCAUUGGUGGAGAAGGAGAGAAGAAAAGAGAUUUUGACUUUUUGUCAUCUAUUGAGCUUCUCAUCAUUGAUCAAGCUGACAUUUACCUGAUGCAGAACUGGGAGCAUGUCCUGCAUCUGAUGAAUCACAUGAACCUACUGCCCUUGGACUCCCAUGGCGUAGACUUUUCUCGGGUGCGAAUGUGGAGCCUCAAUAAUUGGUCUAAAUACUAUCGUCAGACACUGCUGUUUGGGGCCUUGCAGGAUGCCCAGGUCAACUCACUGUUCAGCAAGCACUGCAUCAAUUUACAAGGCCAGGUGGCAGUGAGGAACGUCCCGAUGACAGGCUCCAUCAGCCAUGUGCUGGUGCAGCUUCCCCAUGUCUUCCAGAGGAUGGAAACUGAAAACCUCGCUUCAGUGAUUGAUGCCAGGUUUAACUUUUUCAUAAGUAAGAUUUUGCCUCAGUACCGAGACGCCGUCAUGUCCCACACACUCAUCUAUGUCCCUUCCUACUUUGACUUUGUGCGUCUCCGGAAUUACUUCAAGAAGGAGGAACUGAACUUCACCCACAUCUGCGAAUACACCCAGAAGUCUGGUGUCUCCAGGGCCAGACAUUUCUUUCUUCAAGGAGAAAAGCAGUUCCUACUCCUGACAGAACGCUUUCAUUUCUACAAAAGGUAUACCAUAAAAGGCAUCAGGAACCUGAUAUUCUACGAACUGCCAACAUAUCCUCACUUCUACAGCGAAAUCUGUAACAUGCUGAGAGCCACCAACAGAGGAGAGGAGGCCACGUGGACCUGUACUGUCCUCUACUCCAAGUACGAUGCGCAGAGAUUAGCAGCUGUGGUCGGUGUGGAGCGGGCAGCCCAGAUGCUGCAGUCCCAGAAGAACGUCCACCUCUUUAUUACUGGAGAAAAAUGAGAGUUUGUCGACUGGAUGAGGUAUUGAGUGGGACGCAUUGGCCUUGUGCCCCUGGGCCAUCUCUGAGGAUUCCUCCCUCAGGAAGGAUGGCCACAGGGAUGAGCUCUCUGUCGUGGCCUGUUACCUGAUGCUUGUGUGUUUUCAGAUCGCGUCCCUGGGAACUUCACUGUCAACCAAACUUUGUUCAAUCUCAGCAUUCAGAGUCCCUAACUUCUACUUUUUUUUUUUUUUCUAAUUAUGAUUUUGCUUCUAAUUUAUUUCACUUGGAAAAUUCUUUCAGAUCUGCCUGUUUGUUUUGGCACUUUCUUGAAAGUAAAGCAUCCACGUCACAGCUUGUGAA